Molecule: messenger RNA, 1527 nt
Organism: Rotaria sordida
Lineage: Eukaryota; Metazoa; Rotifera; Eurotatoria; Philodinida; Philodinidae
Source: the annotation of a GenBank genome assembly
AUGACAGUAGAGAGCACCAAAAAACUAGGUUCUUUGACCAAAAUUCUUAUUGCUGUACUCGUGAUCGUGUUUGUGGUAACCGCCGUGACUGUGCCAAGCAUUCUCUUAACUCGACCGGCAAGAAAAUCCUCAACUGUUUCUGUGUCCACUAGUUCGUCUGGCACACUGUCAACGACGAAGGUCUCUUUGACAGUCACAACAACAGCGAGUACCAAUUCGACAGCCACAUCAACAACAGCGGGUAUCACUUCAACAGCCACAAUAACAACAGUGAGCAUCGGUUCGACAGUCACAACAACAACGGCGAUUAUCGAUUCAACAGUCACGACAACAACGGCGAUUAUCGAUUCAACAUACACAACAACAACAGCGGACAUGGCUUCAACAGUCACAACAACAACAACAACAACGGAUAUCGCUUCAACAGUUACAACAACAACAGCGAGUGUUUCUUCGAUAGUCACACAGCCAACAACUCACAUAACUUCGACAGUCAUUUCUACUACAACAGAGAUGACGGCGACUAACACUUCAAUUACAACUACAACUGAAAUGCCAACUACAGCGACAACUACAACUGCAAUGCCAACUACAACUACUAUUCAGCAGCUAGUGAUUCCUAACAUUUCAGCCAAUGCCCAAUGGGCACAGAAUGGAGUGGCCGUGGCUGGUGGUCACGGGAAUGGUGAUGCCACCAAUCAACUUCGGGGCCCUGAAGGUCUCUUCGUUGAUGAUGAUCAGACGGUAGUCAUUGCUGACUUGGGCAAUCAUCGUAUCGUCCAAUGGAAAAUGGGUGAUACGAAUGGAGAAGUGGUAGCUGGUGGUAAAGGCCAAGGAGAUCGAUUAGAUCAACUGAAUGAACCAAGCGAUGUGCUGAUCGACAGAGCGAUGAAUAAUAUUAUUAUUUGUGAUCAAAGAAAUCGGCGAAUCGUACAAUGGUCUCGUCGUAGUAACACAACUGAAGGAGAGGUUCUCAUUGGCAACAUCCAGUGUCGGGGAUUGACCAUGGAUGAUCAACGAUAUCUGUACAUCUCUGACACCGAAAAACAUGAAAUAAGACGAUAUCAAAUAGAAGACAAGAAUGAAACUAUCGUGGCUGGUGGCAAUGGUCAAGGUGGUGGUUUCAAUCAACUCAACUGGCCAUCAUACCUCUUUGUCGAUCAACAACAGUCUGUAUACGUGUCAGACCGUGAUAAUAGUCGUGUGAUAAAAUGGGAUAAUGGUGCAAAAGAAGGGAUCGUCGUCGCUGGAGGUCAGGGUCAAGGGGACGCUCCGACACAAUUGAACUGGCCAAAGGGAGUGUUUGUCGAUGUCUUGGGUACCAUUUAUGUGGCAGACGACCGGAAUAAUCGAGUGAUGCGUUGGCCUAAAGGAGCAACACAGGGCAUCGUUAUUGCGGGUGGAAAUGGUGCAGGAGAUGGAACAAAUCAGCUCAAGGGUUCGCAAGGUUUGUCCUCUGAUCGAGAUGGUAAUCUCUAUGUUGUCGAGUGGGGAAAUGAUCGUGUUCAACGAUUUGCUAUCCAAUAG